Thrips palmi is the source of this 1991-nucleotide messenger RNA. RefSeq names its product cell adhesion molecule 3-like. The transcript has 6 exons. Lineage: Eukaryota; Metazoa; Arthropoda; Insecta; Thysanoptera; Thripidae. The record is from RefSeq and is a predicted model, not a curated record. Bases 56 to 787 code for a protein of 243 amino acids.
CUUCGUUCCGUCUCUCUCAGAUGAUCACGCGGGAUCCGUGUUGCUCGCGGUCGUCAUGGCAACGCCAGUGCUCCAGAUUGUCGCCGUGUCGGUCUUGUCUCUGAUCGCCUUGACGCCCACCGACUGCGGCGCCCUGCUGAUCCGCGCGCUGCGGGUGCCGGCGUGGACGCAGCUGCACCAGCCCGCCGUGCUGUCGUGCCAGUACGACGCGCAGGGCGAGCCGCUGUACUCCGUCAAGUGGUACCGCAACCGGCAGGAGUUCUACCGCUACCUCAAGGACGAGGCGCCCAACAUCCGCACCUUCACCAUGAACGGCGUGCACGUGGACGUGGCGCAGAGCAACGACACCACGCUGCGGCUGUCCAACGUGUCCUUCGACACCGCCGGCGAGUACACGUGCGAGGUGAGCGUGGACGCGCCCACGUUCCUCACGGCCGUCAGCAGCGCCCGCCUCAACGUCGUGGCCAUGCCGCCGAAAGGCCCGCACAUCUCCGGUCUGGACAGCGCCUACGUGCCCGGCCAGACCAUCGUCGCCAACUGCAGCAUCGGGCCGGCCGUCCCCAGGGCCACGCUGCGGUGGUACCUCAACGGAGUGGAGCUGGACCACCGCAACCUGGUGGCGCCGACCCACGGCGCCGACCCGCCCGCGCGCUCCGCCACCCCAACUGGCUGGCGCUGCGGCUGCCGGUCGAGUCCGAGAUCUUCAAGGGGAACCACGCCGAGCUGCGCUGCAAGUCGUUCGUCGCGGACCUGCCGCACAGCGACUCCUCCUUCACGGCCAUCCUGAGCGACGCCAGGCCCGGCAACGAGCGGCUCGCGCAGUACAGUGGCGCCACCGCCCACGCCCCCGCCGCGGCCGCCACAGGGCUCGCCGUGUGCAUGUCUCUGCUGUGGAUACCGCGCCUGCUGGCACACUGAGCGCGCCGAGCGCCAAGCGGACCAGGCCGGACUCCAGACCAACGCUGUGAUCGUACUUACAACCCACAACGCCCUCGCGGACUGCAGACUGAUUCCGAGAGUCGUUGUUGUGUCUCUGUCUCUCUCGCACUUAUAGGGCCCCGUGUAGGUGCGAGUGAGACAGAGCGAUGAAAAAGGACUCCGGAAUCAGUCUACUGGGGCCGAGGCGCGGCGCAGCUCCAAACUGCAAAGGGAGGCGCCCUUCUCUCGGCAAACGGUCGAAGGGCUCAUCGAAAUCUGCCACUGCUGCAGCAGCAGUCAAGUCUCUGCAAGAUUUACUACACAAAUUAUUUCUUAAAGAAAAUGCGUUGUAUGAUCUCGUGCCCCAGUAUAAGCGCAAAAGCGCUGAAUGACUGCAUAAAUACAAGCCGAAUUUCUGCUCUUAAUUUCUAAAAAUAAUAAAAACUAAUUGUUAAUUAUGAUGGGUGUGCGCUAUGUUAUGCAAUGACGCGACAUUUUCAGACUAAGCAUUGUAUGGCAUAAGGUUUUUUUAUAAGAUGAAAUUUAUAUAUGGUUUUUAAGCGUCUAUGAGAAAAUUCUGUCCUCGAAGACACUAAAGGGGGUUUAUUUCGUGUGUACAUAUAACAGAGCAAAUGUGAUUUGUUGGUGAGGUGGCUCUUUCCCAAUGAUUGCUGACCCUGACUCCAAAAAACAGGAAAACAAACUAAAUACCGUGUAAAAAAAUACUUGUUUGUUAUGUCAGUUUAUGUUACAAAUGUUACAUCUAGUCGUUAAGCGUGCAGUCGUUCUACGACUGACCGGUUGGGUGUCUGCCCUUGAGUCGUCAAACCGCCGGUGUUGCCCGUCGUCCGACUCACGGAAUGAACGCAGGCCGGAGGCACCGGAGGCCCUUCCCCUUCCGCCGCCCGGUCGGCUGACGGUUACAAGGCCAAAAUUAUUGAAACGGGGUCCCUGUUCCGUUCCGUUGUCUGCGGCUAUCCAGCCAUGAUUUUUCUGCUUUACUGUGUGUUGUGUUGAUGGGAACGUGAAAAUGUGAUUUUAUAAGUUAAACUCUAGGUUAAAUAAAAUGUUUC